Molecule: messenger RNA, 1338 nt
Organism: Mollisia scopiformis
Lineage: Eukaryota; Fungi; Ascomycota; Leotiomycetes; Helotiales; Mollisiaceae
Product: amidohydrolase 2
Exons: 1
Coding region: 288-1259 (323 amino acids)
Biological process (GO): secondary metabolic process
Cellular component (GO): cytosol; cytoplasm
Molecular function (GO): carboxy-lyase activity; hydrolase activity
Source: RefSeq, a predicted model, not a curated record
AUUACUUUCUCGCACUUCUCGUCACGAAAAGGAUAAAGUCAAGUCAUCGGCGCUCGAGGUCUCGGUUUAAGAUUCGGUGUAAGACGUUUUCCAAUACCUCACAUGACUUUGAGAUUUGCUCGGACCUCCGUGUCUUCCUGGUGUUACAUCUCUUACCUAGGUACAUUGAGCAACAGCAUCCCACAAACAGGAACAAGUGAUUAAAAGAGCUCAAAGACGACUUCCAGUCACGUCUCUUCCUAAGCAGCUUGAUUGAACAGCAUCUUCACAACAAUACCAUUCCCACCAUGGUUCCACCUCUCAUCACCCUCGAAGAGCACUUCAUCGCCACCGAUGCCCUUCCAAACUUCUCAGGCAAAUACUCAGAACAGCUCAAGCAUGUUACAGGCCUAGCAGACAAGCUGGCCGACCUAGGAAACCUCCGCAUCAAUAACAUGGACAUCGGCAAGAUCUCUCUCCAAGUCAUCUCGCAUGGACCCUUCGGACACUCUCCGUCUCAAUGCCGAGCCGCAAACGAACAAUUAUCAGCAGCAGUGAAAGCCAAUCCAUCGCGAUUCGCAGGAUUCGCGACCCUUCCGAUGGCUGAUCCCAAGGCAGCUGCAGAAGAGCUUACCUAUGCGAUCAAAGACUUGAAGUUCGUGGGGGCAUUGAUUGACAACCAUUGCGAUGGGAAAUAUUACGAUGGUGAAGAAUAUCGGGAUUUCUUCAAGACCGUACAGGAACUAGAUGUCCCAAUCUAUUUCCACCCCACCUGGCCAAGUGAAGAUAUGACUCCCCGCUACUCCGGAAACUUCUCUACGGGAGCCGAGCUGAGCUUGGGAGCGUCGGGAUUUGGAUGGCAUUCCGAAGUAGCUUUACAUAUCUUAAGACUCUUCGCAAGUGGACUGUUCGACCUGUAUCCGAAGCUCAACAUCGUCAUUGGACAUUUUGGGGAGAUGUUACCUUUCAUGCUUGGUCGCAUUCAGGAAUUGAGUCCGAGGUGGGGUAAGUUGGAGAGAAAUUUCAAGCAGGUUUGGGAUGAGAACAUUUGGAUUACUACGAGUGGAAUCUGGAGCCUGGAUCCGAUGGCGACGAUUUUGAGGAACACUAAGAUUGAGAGGAUCUUGUAUUCUGUGGAUUAUCCGUUUGCUAGGAAUGAGAGGGGGUUGGAGUGGAUGGAGGAAUUGGAAGCGAGCGCUAUGGUGACGAAGGAACAGUUGGAGAUGAUCGCGUACAAGAAUUCAGAGGCCUUGUUGAAAGUCAAGCUUACGGGGCAAUAAACUGGUAAAGGAUUGAUAACACCAUGCAUGUUUUUUAUGUAUUGCUAAGCAAAUUCCAGAAAGCAUAAAUUGUUUCCCC